UGACAGAGUGACGACUUCUGGCUUGAGCCUGCAGUGUGCUUUGAGAGAUCUUCCGCCAGAUCAUCUCAGCUUUGGUCCCUUGGAACCACCCACUAGCGACAGUCAUAAAUCGCAGGGCCAGAGAACUGCGGGUGAUAAAAUCUGUCGUGAUAACUGCAGAAGGCUCUGAGAUCCGAGGCGCUGCGUGACUGCGUAUUCUGAAUUCUUGCUGCCAAGAUGGGGAAACAGAACAGCAAGCUGCGCCCAGAGGUCAUGCAGGACUUGCUGGAAAGCACAGAUUUUACAGAGCACGAGAUCCAGGAAUGGUAUAAAGGCUUCUUGAGAGACUGCCCCAGUGGACAUUUGUCAAUGGAGGAGUUUAAGAAAAUUUACGGGAACUUUUUCCCUUAUGGGGAUGCUUCCAAAUUUGCAGAGCACGUCUUUCGCACCUUCGAUGCCAAUGGAGAUGGGACAAUAGACUUUAGAGAAUUUAUCAUAGCCCUGAGCGUAACGUCAAGGGGGAAGCUGGAGCAAAAGCUGAAAUGGGCCUUCAGCAUGUAUGACCUGGAUGGAAAUGGCUACAUCAGCAAGGCAGAAAUGCUCGAGAUUGUGCAGGCAAUCUAUAAGAUGGUCUCCUCUGUAAUGAAAAUGCCUGAAGAUGAGUCGACCCCAGAGAAGAGGACAGAAAAGAUCUUCCGCCAGAUGGACACCAAUAGAGACGGAAAACUCUCCCUGGAAGAGUUCAUCCGAGGGGCCAAGAGCGACCCGUCCAUAGUGCGCCUCCUGCAGUGCGACCCCAGCAGCGCCGGCCACUUCUGAGCCGGAAGCCCCACCAACUGUAGAGCUGCUUGUGUUCCCUUUGAAGUUUACUUUUUAACAAAAAAAUUUUUUUUUUUGCCAAACAAUAUUGACGGUGAUGCUGUUCCUCGUGUGGUCGGAUGCACCUCCCUCCGUGCCGCCUGCAGCUUCUUUUGUCGUGGACGCUUCAUGGGAAUGUCUAGAGCCCCCCGCGCUUGUGGAGAGCAUGAACAGUGCUGCCGUGCACAGACUUUGUGGUGUUCAUUGUUCUGACGAUUUUUCAUCGUUAUUAUUAUUACUUUCCCUUUGAUUUGAAAGUCUGUGUUCUAAAACCGAAGACUGGGGGAGGCAAGAGAAGAGAAGAGAAAACAAUCCAGUCCAGUGAUUCUAUUGCAAGCUUAAGGGCCCUGUUUGGAAAACAAAAUUCCCCACCUGGGUCUGGAGUGACACAUGCCCUAGGGGUGGUGGCACCAGAUGCUCGAUUGCCCAGGGACCAGGAAUCCUCCAGGGCCAGGCUAUUAAAGGGGCCUGGGGGAUUCCCGCCUGGAGGCCCACCCCAUCCUCUUCCCCAGCAGGCUUUAGUUUCUAAGCUGUGAACAUUUCAAGGUAAAUUCAUAGAGGAGAGGAAAAAGAUGGCUCAGCUAUUUCUUCCCAGGUUUACACGAGUUGAGCCAAGAUGAGUUUCUCUGGAAAUUAAACACAAAUGGUAAUUUAUAUUUCAAAGCCAGACCCAUCUUGUUGCCUAUUGUAGUUUAAAAAAAAAAAAAAAAGAUCGCUGUAUAUAAAAUACUGGGUAUUACAGACGAAAUUAAGUGUUUUGCCUUGUUUAAAUGAAAUGCAUGUUUAGUGAGCACUAAUACAAUCUUAUUACAG
Messenger RNA from Aethalodelphis obliquidens (Pacific white-sided dolphin), 1650 nucleotides. RefSeq names its product neurocalcin delta (gene NCALD). NCBI's taxonomy places the organism in Eukaryota, Metazoa, Chordata, Mammalia, Artiodactyla, Delphinidae. The transcript has 6 exons. Bases 217 to 798 code for a protein of 193 amino acids. The record is from RefSeq and is a predicted model, not a curated record. Gene Ontology annotation, biological process: calcium-mediated signaling. Gene Ontology annotation, molecular function: tubulin binding; actin binding; calcium ion binding.